This is a messenger RNA of Toxotes jaculatrix (banded archerfish), 1655 nucleotides long. It is a transcript of the gene uqcrfs1, whose product is annotated as cytochrome b-c1 complex subunit Rieske, mitochondrial. Gene Ontology annotation, cellular component: membrane. Gene Ontology annotation, biological process: mitochondrial electron transport, ubiquinol to cytochrome c. Bases 62 to 883 code for a protein of 273 amino acids. Gene Ontology annotation, molecular function: 2 iron, 2 sulfur cluster binding; quinol-cytochrome-c reductase activity. The transcript has 2 exons. Lineage: Eukaryota; Metazoa; Chordata; Actinopteri; Toxotidae. The record is from RefSeq and is a predicted model, not a curated record.
CAUACGUUACGCUUUGCGUGUUCAGUCUAGGCACACAAGGUCGUCGCAGCUAGCCGAAAACAUGAUUUCCCUUGCUGCUCGGUCAGGGGCUUUUUCUCCUUACAUGCAAGCUACUGCCUUUGCAGUCGCCGGACCCCUGAAGGCUCUGGUACCCGGGGUCGUCGUGAAAGGAGAGAAGAUCUUGUUGAACCCGAAGAAACAGUUCCUCUGCCGCGAGUCGCUUAACGGUCAAAGCCCAAAGACGGGGCCUGCAGUGACGGUUAGCAUUAACGGCUGUGCAGGAGUCAGAUUUGCCCACACAGAUGUCAGGAUACCAGAUUUCUCUGACUACAGGCGUCCAGAGGUUGUCGACCCCAGCAAGUCGUCCCAGGAGAGCAGUGAAUCUAGAAGAGCCUUCUCCUAUCUGGUCACUGGGGCCACAACCGUUGUGGGUGUCUACGCUGCCAAGACAGUGGUGACUCAGUUUGUUUCCUCCAUGAGCGCCUCGGCUGACGUCCUGGCUCUCUCCAAGAUCGAAAUCAAGCUGAGUGACAUCCCAGAAGGCAAGAACAUGACCUUCAAAUGGAGAGGCAAACCACUCUUCGUCCGUCACCGCACAGAGAAAGAGAUCUCCACAGAAGCUGGCGUGAACAUUGCAGAGCUGCGAGACCCUCAGCACGACAAGGACCGGGUCAUCAACCCCAGAUGGGUCAUUGUCCUUGGGGUGUGCACACAUCUGGGCUGCGUGCCCAUCGCCAACGCCGGAGACUUCGGAGGUUACUACUGCCCCUGCCAUGGCUCGCACUACGAUGCCUCGGGCCGUAUCAGAAAGGGUCCUGCUCCCCUCAACCUGGAGGUCCCCUACUAUGAGUUUCCAGAUGACGACACGGUGGUCGUGGGAUAGAUGACACUCAUCAGACUGAGAUCAUAUCAGCUUUUGCUUUGGCAGCAGCACCGCAGAUGUGUGUGCUAAAGGAAAGGUUGAGGUUUAUUAAUACUGUGUACUGUGUUCAUGUCUCAUUGCUUCUUCCAGCUGCUGAAAAACAGAAAAACUGCAACAUCCGACAGGUAAUUACACUGAUGAGCCUAACUGGACUAAUGACCAGCAUGGGCACCCUGACCAGUCUAAAUCUACGCAGCGCUGUGUGCUGAGUCGUAUUCCCUCUAGAACCAGCAGUUUGUGGUUUCUCCCUACUCAGUAGUGGUCCUUUCCCUGACUGCUGUAGGUUCUGAGCCUAGGACUAGAAGAACUAAUGGUUCACUUAGCGUCUAAUAUAUCUGAGAUCUUAGUACACAGUGGUGUUCGGAGAUAAUUGGUGUCGCCUGUGAGCAGUCAUAAUGUUCUUCCAUAUCAGUGUAUAACUCACAUGUGAUAACAAUAUCUUGCUUAGUGUCACAACUUUCCCACACGACAGCAGAUCUACCAGUGUAGGAAGCCGUAUUGUAUUUAAUGUCAUGCAACCACUGUAAUAACAGAAGCUGGAGCUCCUGUUUCCUUUUACCUCGGGUUUUAAGUUCAUGAAACACAGUAAUAUAGAGUAUGGGGUCUGAGCAGCUGCUUUCCUGAAUAUGACAGAAACAGGCAGAAACACACCAUGUUGUCUACCAUCUACCAGGAACAAAUGUUGCAUUCAGGUGUGGUUAAUAAAGAAUUCUAUUUUAUUUGACAUACUGCA